GACUCCUUUUUUCUGUGGCUAAAACCUCAAACCCCUGGUUGUGUAAUAAAGUCUAAAAAUGGGGAGGAUAUUUGUGGUGGAUCUUGAAGGCAGAACUUACAAUUGCAAAUUCUGCAAAACCCAACUUGCCCUUUCUGAUGACCUUGUUUCCAGGGCUUUUCAUUGCCGAAGCGGAAAAGCAUACCUAUUCAGUAAUGCGGUAAAUAUAACUUUUGGACCUCAUGAGGAGAGGAUGAUGCUUUCUGGAAUGCACACAGUAGCAGAUAUAUUUUGUUGUUGUUGUGGGCAGAUUGUUGGCUGGAAAUAUGAGGCAGCCCAUGAGAAAAGCCAGAAGUAUAAAGAAGGGAAAUAUGUCCUUGAAAGAGGCAGGAUUGUUGAUGGAGUUGACUCUGAGUUCUAUAUUGAUACUCGUCCAAGCAUGAGUGAUGCUGAAGACGCAUAACCUUGGUUUUCCGUCGCACCUAAAUACAAAAAUGAUAAUUCUAUGGUUGUAUCUUGUAGGACUUAUCCAAAGAACUAUUGUAUCUUGUCGAAGAUCUCCGCAAGUUUGUGGAUAUAGAAAAGAAGUUGCUGCAUAAGUUGUUUCUUUUAUAUGUAUGGUUCAUUAAAUAAGUGCUGUACCACCAGUCAAUCCGAUGUCCAUCUCUAAUGGGUGUGAUUUGGGUUUCUGGCCAUGAGUGAUGACUGUCAAUUCUGAUGGCGUAAUAUCUUAGGGCUUUGUUGCAAAUAAAUGAGGUGUAGCUAUAUUUUCUGCCUUGAGGCAUGAAUAGGAAUUUGGAGUUAAUGCUAAGUUCUUGAGAUGCAUUUAAUCUAUGGAUACGCCAGUCAAGUGGUCUGGAAUGUA
This is a messenger RNA of Nicotiana tabacum (common tobacco), 844 nucleotides long. RefSeq names its product protein yippee-like At5g53940. The record is from RefSeq and is a predicted model, not a curated record. NCBI's taxonomy places the organism in Eukaryota, Viridiplantae, Streptophyta, Magnoliopsida, Solanales, Solanaceae.